Messenger RNA from Lepus europaeus (European hare), 3339 nucleotides. RefSeq names its product S-adenosyl-L-methionine-dependent tRNA 4-demethylwyosine synthase TYW1. The record is from RefSeq and is a predicted model, not a curated record. Gene Ontology annotation, biological process: wybutosine biosynthetic process. Gene Ontology annotation, molecular function: FMN binding; 4 iron, 4 sulfur cluster binding; catalytic activity. The coding region runs from base 165 to 2360 and encodes 731 amino acids. Lineage: Eukaryota; Metazoa; Chordata; Mammalia; Lagomorpha; Leporidae. The transcript has 16 exons.
ACUUCUUAGCCAAUCCGGACGGGCCCGAGAGUGGCAUGGCUGCCCCCAGCUUUGCGGUUCGGGGCACAGCUAAUACUGAGACGUAUCUCGGGGCUGUCUCCUGGGACCCGCGCUGGCCAUUAGGCUUUCCAGGUUCGAGGUAGUAGGCUGGGACUCCGAGGAGAAUGGAUCCUCCUUUGGAUGCGUGGGGCCUUUCCUCAUCUUUACUAUCAUUAUGGAUAAACAGGUUUUACAUUUACUGGGGCUUUGCCUUUGGCAUUAGCCUUUGGAUUUGUGUCCAGAUUGUCAUCAAGAAACAGGCCAAGAACUCACAGGUGAAAUCCAUUUCAAAAGCAAACCAGGAAUUGAUGACAAAUGGUUACAUUUCCCUUCAGAAGAGGGAAAUCUUUGUGUCUGGAGUGAAGAUUUUCUAUGGUUCCCAGACUGGUACUGCAAAGGGAUUUGCAACGAAUCUUGCUGAAGCAGUAACCUCCCUAGACUUGCCGGUGGAAGCUAUUAAUCUGAAAGAAUAUGAUCCAGAUGAUCACCUGGCAGAAGAGGUCACUAGUAAAACUGUCUGUGCUUUCCUGCUUGCUACAUAUACGGAUGGCCGGCCGCCUGAGAGCGCAGAGUGGUUCUGCAAGUGGUUAGAGGAGGCAGCCAGUGAUUUCCGGUUUGACAAAACUUACCUAAAGGGGAUGAGAUACGCGGUGUUCGGUCUGGGAAAUUCUGCCUAUUCAAACCACUUUAACAAGGUUGGCAAAAAUGUUGAUCGGUGGCUCUGGAAGCUCGGUGCUCAUCGCGUGCUGACGCGAGGGGAGGGCGACGGCAACGUGGCUAAAAGCAAACAUGGCAGCAUCGAAGCCGACUUCAGGGCAUGGAAGGCCAAGUUCAUCUCCCGGCUGCGUGCACUGUGUCAAGGAGAGAAGAGGUCCUGUGGUGGCAACUGCAAGAAAGGCAAAUGCGAGUCCAAACAGCGUGGCUCGGAGGAAGUGGAGCCAGGGCCUCACACUCAGGAUGAAGCGCACCACAGAGGCCCUGAGGAGGAAGAGCCCUGUGAGAGCACUAGUGAGGAAGAGUUUGGUCCUGAAGACCAUCAGGGCUUCAGUUCUGUUGUUGAUGUUGAGGAUCUUGGCAAAAUCAUGGAUCACGGGAAGAAAGAAAAGAGAGAAAAGGAGCAGCAGGAAGAGAAAACCAGUUUGUUCAGGAGCACAGGGAAAAAUGAAGGUGGUGGAAGAAGAGCUAUGAUAACUCCUGCUCUCCGAGAAGCCCUUACUAAACAAGGUUAUCAGCUGAUUGGGAGCCACUCUGGGGUGAAGCUCUGCAGGUGGACAAAGUCAAUGCUCCGAGGGAGAGGAGGUUGCUAUAAACAUACAUUUUAUGGCAUUGAAAGCCAUCGCUGCAUGGAAACCACCCCAAGUCUGGCGUGUGCAAAUAAGUGCGUCUUUUGCUGGCGGCACCACACCAAUCCUGUGGGCACUGAGUGGCAGUGGAAGAUGGACCAGCCUGAAAUGAUCUUAAAGGAAGCCAUCGAAAACCAUCAGAACAUGAUUAAACAGUUUAGAGGGGUGCCAGGUGUCAAAGCAGAGCGCUUUGAAGAAGGAAUGGAGGUGAAGCACUGUGCACUGUCCCUUGUGGGAGAGCCGAUAAUGUAUCCAGAAAUCAACAGCUUUCUAAAGCUUCUCCACCAGUGCAAAAUCUCCAGUUUCCUGGUCACAAAUGCACAGUUCCCCAUGGAAAUCCGAAACCUCAAGCCAGUUACUCAGCUGUAUGUCAGUGUGGAUGCUAGCACCAAAGAUAGCCUGAAGAAAAUUGAUCGCCCACUCUUUAAGGAUUUCUGGCAAAGAUUCCUUGACAGUUUAAAAGCCUUAGCAACAAAGCAACAACGAACAGUGUACAGACUGACGCUGGUGAAAGCCUGGAAUGUGGAUGAACUGCAGGCCUAUGCUGAGCUCGUGAGCCUGGGGAAUCCUGACUUCAUCGAAGUGAAGGGUGUCACCUACUGUGGAGCAAGUUCCGCAAGCAAUCUGACCAUGGCCAACGUGCCCUGGCACGAGGAAGUCGUCCGGUUUGUCCGCGAACUGGUGGAGCUGAUCCCUGACUAUGAUAUCGCCUGUGAACACGAACACUCCAACUGCCUCCUGAUUGCCCACAAGAAGUUUAAGAUUGACGGAGAAUGGUGGACGUGGAUCGACUACAACCGCUUCCAGGAGCUCAUCGAGGCAUAUGAAGAUAGUGAUGGGUCAGAAACUUUCAGCGCCCAGGAUUAUAUGGCAAAAACUCCAGAGUGGGCGUUGUUUGGUGCCAGCGAAAGAGGCUUUGAUCCCAAGGACACGAGAUACCAGAGAAAGAACAAACCAAAGGAUAUUUCCGGCUGUUGAGCUUAUCUUCAGGAUCUAAAGGAUAAAAGCCAGAUGGCCCACAAGGUUCUUGGGCUCCUAUGAUUUUUCCAAGGAUAAAUGAUAUUGUUUCCUGUAGUUGAGACAUGAGUUGCAUACCUGGGUAGGAGAGAUGGCUUCCACACCAUGGGUGCCCAAGACUCAUCUCUAGUAUUUCUUAGCCGAACUCAGCUUCUUCCCUGGUUUUGUUUCUCAGAGGGAAAUCAGCUUUUAGGAGGAAGUAGACAGUCACCACAAGGAUUUAACUAAUAGUUUUAAACUAUAUUUCUGGAAGACUUCCUGAAGCGCUAGUCACGAUUUGUUGUACAGGAAUGAACAGCUGAGCCUCUUCUCUUCCUCUUCCUCCUCCUGGGAUGUUGGCUUCUUGUGGAACAGCCACUGAGCACUGAAUUGGAGCACCCUUAGCUAAAUGUGCCUGCUCCCUCAAAGAGAAGAGCCCAACCCCUUCUUACAUCUUAAGACAACAGCCCUGGAAAAAAAUUUGUCUUCACAGUUUCCAGUUACUUUUCAGUACUGUGUCAAUGACUUGAAAUUUUUGCUUCUGACCCUUUUUUAUGAUAGUCACUCAGCUCUAAAACUGAGCUAGCUGGCAUCCGUUCCCGUGCAGAUCCCCUUAGAAGGUAAUACAGGGGCCGGAUCCCAGCACGCGGGCCCCUGUGCAGGAGGAGCUGCCACACUGUGGCACUGAGCAGUGAGCCUCAUGAACGCACUUGACGUGAGGGACCCGAGUGCUUUCCAUGGAAACAAUCGCUGUCCUGACCUCGUCCCAGGACACAGAACCCACAGCGGUCCACCUUCUUUCACUCCUGGAGCCCUCACUGCCCUAUACCAGCUUGCCUUUAGGAUUCCAGUCUUUUCUCAUUGAAAAUACUGUUGUCAAUCUUUUUUUUCCCCCCAAGUUGUCAAAGUUAUUUUGAAACUCCUUUAAAAUUGAGUUAAUAAAACAAUCUUUUGUAAAGAC